Hibiscus syriacus is the source of this 776-nucleotide messenger RNA. RefSeq names its product glycine cleavage system H protein 2, mitochondrial-like. The coding region runs from base 115 to 516 and encodes 133 amino acids. Gene Ontology annotation, biological process: glycine decarboxylation via glycine cleavage system; protein lipoylation. NCBI's taxonomy places the organism in Eukaryota, Viridiplantae, Streptophyta, Magnoliopsida, Malvales, Malvaceae. The record is from RefSeq and is a predicted model, not a curated record. The transcript is spliced from 3 exons. Gene Ontology annotation, cellular component: cytoplasm; glycine cleavage complex; mitochondrion.
GCAUACUUGAUCUGCGCUGCGCCCACUAGGAGUUGGAGACGUCGCUCGGCGGUUCGCAGUUUGUAUAUAAAAGCUACAACUCCACUGCGGUGGUUGUCGAGAUUUACAUUAGAAAUGGGUUCGAGAAUGUUGUGGGCUUCUAGGGCGGCUUCUUAUCUCAGGAUCUCUGUUUUCCGUAGAGGGUUUUCCACUGUUUUAAAGGAUCUGAAAUAUGCCGAUUCUCAUGAGUGGGUGAAGGUUACUGGAAAUGCUGCCACGAUUGGUAUAACCGAUCAUGCUCAAGAUCAUUUAGGUGAUGUUGUGUAUGUCGAAUUACCUGAAGUCGGAGCUUCUGUAAAGCAGGGAGACAGUUUUGGAGCGGUCGAAAGUGUCAAGGCUACUAGUGAUGUUAAUUCUCCCGUUUCGGGAAAAGUGGUUGAAGUUAAUGAAGAGCUCGCCAAUUCUCCUGCUCUGGUUAACUCGAGUCCAUAUGAGGAUGGAUGGAUUAUUAAGGUUGAGAUGAAUGAUUCCGUGUAGUUGAAAAACUUGAUGGACUCAGAACAAUACUUAAAGUUUUGCGGGAAGAAGAUUCAAAGCACUGACCUGAUGAACUCGGCAUGCUCGAUACCGAGGGUGAUGCUAUGCAGUGAGAGACAACAGCUAUAUAUGUAGCCAACCAGUUGAGAAAUGUUGCUUUCUGUUUCUGUUUCUGAUUCUGUUUUGGGUUUCGGAUUUGGUGUCAUGUUUUUUUCUUCUUAAACUUAGACGAAGGAAAUAAUGAUUUAGUGUAAUGGAAA